CAGUGCCUGUAUGCCUGGCCAGACUAAUGAUUGGACUUGCAGGUGUAUCCCUGGAUAUGUCGAGAAGGGACAAACUUGUACUAAAUUGCCGGGAGGAAUCUUCAAUGAUAAUGAGAUGUACUCUGUGAUACCUUCUAAUGCUUCUAAAGGUCAUACAGUAUUGAGGACCAAUUUUUCAAAAAUACUGGACAUUUGUACUACAAACCCAGAAAUAACCAUGUUUGGAGACGCUGAUCUAUUCGAGGCUGUGGUUAGUUCAUGUAGGACCUUGACAAUUCGAACUACAUCAGUUCUUCCUGGCGACACCAGUGUUAGAAAGCUGAUGGUGAAGGCAAAGUUUGAAACUGGCAUUAAUGUCAUCAUGGACGCCAUCUUUCUAACGGUAACUAUUCAGAGGACAGAAGGGAACACUGUUGUUUUACCGGAUAUGACGUUCUCUGAUCAUCUUGUUACGUCAGUAGCGCCCGGCGGGAAACUUUCUCUCUCCAACUCCAACUUCCUGAGGAUAACAUCUGAUGGAUCAGUCUUCACCGCAAAACAGCUGAGCGUAGAUGGUUUAACAUCUAAUGAUACAGAAGUAGCAACAUUUUUCACCACUGACAUCCAACGUCACGAUGGCACGUCUACCACAAGUACAAUCCUAACCACUGUCUUGCUGAAGACAAAUGUGAUGAAGAAACUGUCCGAGGUUGUACCAAACAACGCCGUGGUGGCAUCCUUCAACCGUUUACACCAAUCUACAUUGACGUUCAGUGCAACCUCUAAUAUCAAUAGCAACAUUUUCGCAUUCGAUGGCUCCGUGUUAAAAGUGCAGAAUGCAGUACUGCUUGACUAUGACAAUGGACAAAGAAGUUUCACGUUUGUUAUAAAUGUUCGAAUCACUGUAGACAGUGACGUGAUGACCGUUCCCGUCACCGUGGAGAUAGAGGUCCAGCCAGCUAAUGAUAACAGUCCAUAUUUCGUCAAAGAUAGGGAGCAGCGUACAGACAAGUAUGAAUUCACGAUAUUCCCCACGCCAUUGUCAAGUGUCGUGUGUGGAUCGGUCAGAGCCAAGGACGUUGACGCCGGAACACAGCUAACCUACCUCCUGGAUCAACCGUCUGCAUAUUUCACAAUAGGACAACAUGAUGGCAUAGUUAAAACACAACAAAGCACGAGCAGCAUUCCGUUUGUCAACGGUACGGAGAAAAGUGGUGAACUUUAUGUGACCUUCGGGGUGCUGGUACGAGAUGAGAUCAGUAUUCAUACAGACACGGCGAAUGUUACAGUGUAUCUGCGGAAGACCCCGGAACGUAACCUCGGACUCCAGUUUAACGCUGACAUCUCGGAGGAUGCGUCUUUAAAUGCUGUCGUAAGGUCCGUUUUCAGGACGGGGUACACGAAUUACGAAUUUGCAAGCCGUACUGUUUCAACGGAGUUUUUUACAAUCAAUUUUGACACAGGGAGAGUGUCUGUGAGUCGGACGCUCGAUCGAGAAAUACAAGACACCUUCAAGUUUUCUGUGACCGCUAUUGAAGAGAAAAGCGCUUCGUGUGCUCUUGUUGUGUUGGGAGACCUAAAUAUAACAGUAACGGAUGUUAACGACAAUCCCCCCGUGUUUGGAAGGCCUAGCUACAAUGGAGAAGUGGAGGAAAAUGCAACGAGUAAUAGCUUAGUAAAGCUCGACUUUCCAAUAAAGGCCACCGAUAAGGACAUAGGUAAUUUUACCUACAGAAUCACCCAAAGGAGCACCUUCUUCAGCAUCUCACAAUCCGGUGUGAUUUCAACUCGGCAAAUUCUUGAUAGAGAGACUACCAGCUCUUACGCUGUAGUGGUGACAGCUGACGAUGGCUUGUUUACCAGCACGACCACCGUGACCGUGACCGUCACUGACCUAAAUGAUAAUGACCCUGCCUUCCCCUCCCCCACAUACAGGGUGGAUAUCUCUGAAGGAAAAACUGCUCCAAAGCUGAUUACGACUUCUGCUACUGAUGCCGAUACCGGCAGCAAUGGUGAUCUUUCUUACUUCCUGAAUGGGGGUGGCGAUAAUAUUGUUAUAGGCUACAAUACGAGUGUAAUAUCCGUUAUUAAUGCACUGGACAGGGAAGAAAAAUCGUCCUACACCCUCAUCGUUACGGUAAUUGAUGGUGGGGACCCCCCACGAAGCUCCUCAACUACAGUCGUAGUUGACGUCCUUGACGUUAACGACAAUGAUCCGGUGUUCUUGGACACUUCCCUUGUGAUAACGAUAAAAGAAGAGGUCUCGUGCACUAAUGGUAUAGGACAAAUAAGUGCUACUGACAGGGAUUCCAGUGAUAUUCUCCGAUACAACACGUCAGACACAAGAUUUACUGUUGACCCGAACAGUGGUGAAGUCAGAUGCAAGGAAAGAUUGGACUUUGAGGUAACACAAAGGUACAGCCUGGCGGUUACCGUGAGAGACACGGGACUUAGUCCUCGACAGACUGACGCCACCGUCAUCAUCAACCUUGAAGAUAUCAAUGACAACAGUCCUAAUAUCACCCAUCCUGAAACAGUCAGUCUACAACAAAAGGAUUUUGCAAUCAGUAGACCGCUUAUGGUCGUGGAUGUUGACGAUAGAGACUCUGGUCGGAAUGGUGAAGUGACGUUUUCGUUGACUUUGACAGAUUUGGUUACCAUUGAUGACAAUGGUAUCAUCAAGACGGUACAGAAAGUUAACGUACCUCUUCCUGGCACGUAUACCACAACGGUUGUGGUGACAGAUAGAGGAGUGCCACCGCGUAGUGUCUCCUCCACCAUCACAAUACAAGUCACAGUGGACACGGAUAUCGACCUCAAAUUUAGGAUACAACAACACAAGUUUACUGUGUUAGAAGAAGAAAGUUCAGGCACAAUGGUAGGCGAUGUGAGUCUAAACUUGGACAAUCCAAAGGGCCUUCAAGCGAGAUAUGACAUUCCAGACUCGUCAGACUUAUUCGCAAUUGAUAGCACAUCUGGAAAUAUAACUACUAGGAAAGCUUUAGAUCGGGAGAUAGAUGACGAGUACGUCGUCUUCGUCCGUGUACGAGCUGAUGGUGCGGAAACAGGAGAUUUAACACUGGUAAACGUGACUUUAACGGACAAAAACGACCACCCUCCAGUAUUUCCGAGAGACAAGUACAGGCUGGUCGCGAGGGAGGAUUUGGCAAUAGGCUAUGUAAUUAUAACAGUAUCUGUGACGGACGAAGAUGUGGGUGUCAAUGAACGAAAUUUUUUUUCCCUUCGCAAUAGCUCGAGUUCAGAGUGUUGGCAGGACUUUCACGUUGAUAACAUGACCGGCCAACUGAAAGUGGUAAAAAGUCUUGAUUAUGAAACAUACACUGCCUGUCAAUAUACCUUGCUUGCGUUCGAUAUAAGUCCUGCCCCUCUAACGUCCAGUAUUGAAGUGUAUGUCACCAUCACUGACGUCAACGAUAAUAGCCCAACCUUCUCGGCGAGUACUUACCUAUUAGAGGUCGCAGAAAACUUCAGAUCAGAGACUAGCGUGUUUGGCACUGUAAGUGAUGCCGACUCGAAUGAAAAUGGUAGAAUACAACUGUCAGACGGAAGUCCAAGCACCUGUCCAUUUAGGAUUAAAACAGGUACAAAGUCACUUAUCAUGACAUUAAGUGGUUUGAUGACAUUAGACUACGAGAACGAGACCUCGUAUAGUUGUGUCAUUGUGGCGACAGACAUGGCAAAGGAAACCCCGAGGUCGAGCAGCGCUUAUGUCACUGUCAGUAUUACUGAUGUCAACGAUAACGCUCCUGUAUUUGACCAAUCGUCAUACGAGGUCAACAUAUCACGUGACCUUAGCACCGGAUCUGAAGUCAUCAAAGUCAUGGCAACCGAUGCAGAUUCCGGAUUUAAUAAACAAAUACGCUACAUCUUAGCAGCUGGUGACGAAGGCUACAUGCAAAUUAGCCCAACCAGUGGACGAGUGACCGUAAGCAAGCCCUUGUAUGACUACAGGCGGGACACAAUGGAAAUAAAUGUGAUUGCUAUCGACCAGCUCCCUGGAGCGGCUGUCCGUCUGUCAUCUUCUGUAACGCUCGUCAUCAAUAUUGAGGAUGCCAAUGUUCGACCGAAUUUUCCAGAAUCAACAGUAUAUAAAGAACUGCGAGAGGAGACUGAAGUCACUGGAGUUUUUUACACUGUCUCUGCAAAUGACUGGGACGGCACCGCUAAUCGGAAAUGUUCCUGUACCUACAGACUCGAAAACCCAUCAAGUGUGUUUGAGAUUCACAACGAGACGGGAGAGAUUCGUAUGAAGGCCGGAACAUCUGUGGACAGAGAGCGUGACGGGCCAUCUGUAAGCAUUGGCAUCAUAGCACGUGACCAAGGAUCUCCUCCAAAGGACUCUGAAACACUGUCUCUGAACAUUACUGUUCUCGAUAUCAACGACCAGUCCCCACGAUUCCGAUAUCAGACUAUCCCCACGUUCAAAAUAUACCAGACUCAUCCCUCUGGGUCAGCGAUUGGUGAUGUGAUUGCGGAGGAUAUGGAUGGUAGUGAGUUCAAUAUGAUUCUGUAUAGUGUCACAGAUCUGUUUUACUCUGAAACUGCAACCUUUAGUGACCGGAACACUUCAAUAUUUGGCCAAUCAACAAUAGUGGUUGAUUCUACCAACGGAACGCUUCGUACUACGCGGGGUCUCGAGCUCCUUGGACAGACGUCUACUUUCUAUAUAAUGCUCAAUGUUGAAGCGGUUGACAAAGGUGACACCUCAAUGAAGGACUCAACUCCAGCCAUCGUAGAAGUCAAAUACGAAGACACGAACAUGCAUUAUCCGCGUUUCUCACAAGAUCUGUACAGGAAGGAAAUCCGUAGGAGUCACUCUCUGGAUGAAGUUAUAGUAACAGUGUCAGCAACUGAUGCUGACGCUGCCCCAAAGAACGCCAUAACAUACAGUAUCAUAGCAGGCAAUUACAGAGAUGUAAUGACAAUAGAUUCUACCAACGGGAAUAUAAAUCUCGCAUAUCUGAUAGAUGAGAAAUUUGAUGUCUCAAACCUGACAUUAACAGUGCGGGCGACUGACAGGGGAGAUAAACCUAAGCACAGUACAAGCAUUGUGAUAAUUACCUUAUCUGGACAGUACCAAGUCUGCUUUACCGCAGACAUGAGGACAGAAAUCGUUGCUGAAAAAGACCUGUUCUUCGCUGUCAUGAUAGGACUUGUAGCGGCAUUGUGUAUAGCCAUUGGUCUGUGCUUCUUCUUAUUCUACAAGUACCGUACCAUGAAUGUCCCAAAAGUGAAAACAAAGGAAUUUGACUAUGAUCAGUUAAGUCGAGCAAGUCAACGGCAGGACCACGACUACACUGUUAGUCCUAGUUCUAUGGAGACUAGUGAAACGAAUGGUGCAAAUCGCCACUACAUGUCAUUUCGGGAUGGAAAUGCACAGUUUAGUCCUCCAGCAGACAGUACUUAUCACGACAUAUCUGAUGUGCAACCAUCGGUGGUUUCGCAUAUCAACCCAGGAUUUGAUGCAAGCGGUGUGGACGUCCAAUGAGUAGCAACAGACCGAAGUAAAAUAUGAUGAUUAUUUCUGCUGAUGAAAAUAUAGCGAUUAUAUAAACAGCACGGCAUGGUCUGAUGAACAUCUGGUGUAACUGGACGCUCUAUCGAUUAAACAGAUGGUACAACAUGG
Molecule: messenger RNA, 5626 nt
Organism: Ylistrum balloti
Lineage: Eukaryota; Metazoa; Mollusca; Bivalvia; Pectinida; Pectinidae
Product: protocadherin Fat 4-like
Exons: 27
Coding region: 11-5488 (1825 amino acids)
Biological process (GO): homophilic cell-cell adhesion
Cellular component (GO): plasma membrane
Molecular function (GO): calcium ion binding
Source: RefSeq, a predicted model, not a curated record